GUUUUUGGUGGGUGGGUAGAUGGGUUGGUGGGCUGGUGCAUGUCUCGAUAAGCAGGUAAAUAGGUGCCUAGGUAGGUAGGUAGGUAGGUAUGCCCGCACACGUGCAUACACACACGCAUACACAUUGUAAGGCAACAAAGCAAAACAAAGCAAAGCAAAGCAACACAAGACAACAAAAAACAAACCCUCUUCAAACCACCCUACCUUCCCCCCUCCCUCCCUCCCUCCCUCCCUCCCUCUCUCUCUCUCUCUCUCUCUCUCUCUCUCCUAAUACUGUACGUACCCACCACACCCCACAUCCGCACGACUCCAUCCCCGUAGGUACAGCGACAAGACACUGCAUAGCUACCACCCACGCGGCAGUAGCGCGCAAGAGCCGGCUAGCCAUGGUGUUGUCGCUAGCGCGUGGGCGUGCAUGGCAUGCCGUGCGAGGAGCGUGUAUACGGCUUUAGGGCAGUUGCGGUGCGCUUGUCCGCGUGGGGACGGAUGGGGACCUGGGG
Aplosporella prunicola CBS 121167 is the source of this 500-nucleotide messenger RNA. RefSeq lists its product as uncharacterized. The coding region runs from base 90 to 452 and encodes 120 amino acids. NCBI's taxonomy places the organism in Eukaryota, Fungi, Ascomycota, Dothideomycetes, Botryosphaeriales, Aplosporellaceae. The transcript is spliced from 2 exons. The record is from RefSeq and is a predicted model, not a curated record.